AUGCGCUCUUUCGGACCCUGGGCGCUGAGCCUACUAGGCGCCACGGCCGCUGUUUCUGCUGCAGAUACCCAGUCCGAAACACCAUCCGACGUCAUUUCGUUGACCAAGGAGACUUUCAAUGAUUUCCUGGCGGAGAAUGAACUGGUUCUCGCAGAGUUCUUCGCGCCCUGGUGCGGCCACUGCAAGGCGUUGGCACCCCAGUACGAAGAAGCCGCCACCGAGUUGAAGGCCAAAAACAUUGCUUUGGUCAAAGUUGACUGCACUGCGGAGGAGGACGUCUGUAAGGAGCAGGAAGUGACGGGCUACCCAACCCUCAAGGUCUUCCGCGGCCCCAAUGUUGUAAAGCCUUAUGCAGGAGCUCGAAAGACAAAAGAUAUUGUCUCGUAUAUGGUGAAGCAAUCGCUCCCUGCGGUCUCCGCUGUCACCGAAGAAUCUCUCGAAGAGUUCAAGACCCUGGACAAGAUCGCCGUCAUCGGGUACUUUGCUGAAGAUGACAAGGAGUCCACUGAAGCUUACACAGCCUUCGCUGAGAGCCAGCGUGAUAACUACUUAUUUGGUUCUACCAACGACGCUGCGGUUGCUAGUGCCGAAGGAGUGAAGCAGCCGUCGGUUGUGCUGUACAAGGACUUUGACGAGAAAAAGGCGAUUUACGACGGAUCCCUUGACUCUGAAACCCUCCUCAGCUGGGUGAAGACCGCUAGCACGCCCCUCGUGGGUGAGGUUGGUCCCGAGACUUACUCUGCGUACAUCGCGGCCGGCAUUCCUCUGGCUUACAUCUUUGCUGAGACCACUGAAGAGCGCACUAAGUUCGCCGAAGAAUUCAAACCCAUCGCCGAGAAGCACAAGGGUGAGAUCAACAUCGCCACCAUUGAUGCCAAAGCCUUUGGUGCUCACGCUGGAAACCUCAACCUCGACCCCAAGACGUUCCCCGCCUUUGCUAUCCAGGAUCCUGCAAAGAACGCGAAAUACCCCUAUGACCAAGCUAAGGAAAUCUCGGCCAAGGAAGUCGGCAAGUUCAUUCAGGAUGUCCUGAAUGGCAAGGUCGAGCCCAGCAUCAAAUCUGAACCGAUUCCUGAAACUCAAGAAGGCCCUGUUACCGUCGUCGUGGCCCACUCGUACAAGGACGUCGUGAUUGAGAACGACAAGGAUGUUCUUCUGGAGUUCUACGCGCCUUGGUGCGGACAUUGCAAGGCUCUUGCCCCUAAAUACGAUGAAUUAGCCGAGUUGUAUGCCAAGAGCAAAGAUGCUGCGUCAAAGGUUACUAUUGCGAAGAUUGAUGCGACAGCCAACGACGUUCCCGAUUCCAUCACAGGUUUCCCGACCAUCAAGCUGUUCCCUGCCGGCUCCAAGGAUGCUCCUAUUGAGUAUUCUGGUUCCCGUACCGUGGAGGACCUCGCAAACUUCAUCAAGGAGAACGGCAAGUACGGGGUUGAUGCGUUCGCCGCCCAGGCCGAUGAUGUCGAGAAGGCCCAGGAGAUUACUGCCGAGACUGAGGCUGAGCCUUCUGCUGAAAAACCUGAACAUGAUGAGCUUUGA
Messenger RNA from Aspergillus mulundensis, 1536 nucleotides. It is a transcript of the gene pdiA, whose product is annotated as protein disulfide isomerase PDI1. The coding region runs from base 1 to 1536 and encodes 511 amino acids. Gene Ontology annotation, molecular function: protein disulfide isomerase activity. Gene Ontology annotation, biological process: response to endoplasmic reticulum stress; protein folding. The transcript is spliced from 4 exons. The record is from RefSeq and is a predicted model, not a curated record. NCBI's taxonomy places the organism in Eukaryota, Fungi, Ascomycota, Eurotiomycetes, Eurotiales, Aspergillaceae. Gene Ontology annotation, cellular component: endoplasmic reticulum.